Molecule: messenger RNA, 1657 nt
Organism: Trichobilharzia regenti
Lineage: Eukaryota; Metazoa; Platyhelminthes; Trematoda; Strigeidida; Schistosomatidae
Source: the annotation of a GenBank genome assembly
UGAUAACAAGGUCACACGUGAAUUCAGCGGUCUUCCAAAUUGUUAUCGUGGUUCAAGGUCAGAGGCUUCGUUGUUAGCCUGUCGGUUUUUACGAGUACAGGGAGGAAAUCAACUAUGUCAGUCUAAGCAGAGGAGCCUACUGUUGAUCUCGAAAUAAGCUGUAAAAAUAGUUGAAGAAAUAAUAAUACCAUUGAUAAUACUACAGUCCGUUAUAUACGCAUCAUCUCAUAACAAGGUUUAUCUACGAAUGUCUAAGAAUUUUAUUGACAAAUUACGCAUAUUUGUUAGAGCUGGUAGUGGAGCUGCAGGCAGUCCAGCUGUAAAAGGUCAAGGAGGCAAUGGUGGCAGUGUCUACUUAGAAGUUGAUGAAAAGCAAACACUGCAUAAAUUACUACAAAGUAAUCCAACAAAACGUUUCAAAGCAGAACAUGGUCUAGAGGCUAGUAAACGUCGAGGUGUAGUUAUUGGACAGGAUGGUAGAGACUUGACGAUACCAGUUCCUGCUGGAAUAACAGUCCUAUUCGGUGGUCAAGGGAAUUCAUCAGCUAGUGGUGGUAGUGGUACAGAGCAAAGAAUUAUUGGAAAUUUAGAUAAACCUGGUCAAAAGUUACUCGUAGCUCAAGGUGGUCUAGGCGGUUUUCGUCAGAAUAGUUAUGUUGGUACACCAGGGCAAGCGCAUAGUAUUAUACUGGACUUAAAGCUGAUGGCUGACUAUAGUCUUGUAGGCUUUCCAAAUGCUGGUAAAUCAAGCCUGUUGAAAGCUUUAUCCGGGGCACCAGCUAAAAUAGCCAGUUAUCCAUUUACUACAAUUAAACCACAGGUGGCACUUUGUAAAUAUCCAGACCAUCGACGAAUUAGUCUAGCCGAUUUACCAGGUCUUGCUGAUAUCUACGCUCGUUACGAUGUCAAUGAUAAUGAUGGUGAUAGUGAUAAUGAUAAUGACGGUAAUAGCUCAGUUAAUUCUCAAUCAUCGAAUACAUCGAGGACUUCUCUGCCUAGUCUCCGGCAUACAAACUUUUUAAAGCAUGUUGAGCGUAGUUCAUGCAUUCUACUUGUCUUAGAUUCACUUGGUUUCUGUAAAGAUCAAUUAAGUCAUCGGAGAAAUGCAUUAGCUGUUGCCUAUUUAGUAUUAAAUCAAAUGGAACGAUGGUCUAAUGGUUUGCUGCUUGAAAAACCAAUGGCUUGUAUAUUAAACAAGAUUGAUAAUCCAGGUGCAAUGGAUGAAGCCUUAGAGACUAAACAUUACCUUGAAUGUAUGGAUUCCCCAGAGGCGAAAAAGUAUUCCCAGUUACCACCUCAGCUGUUGCCAAGUAUCACACCGAAAUUUCAUUCAAUUGAAUUAGUGUCCGCUUUACGUCAUACAAAUAUUCCGGAAUUAAAAGAAAAAUUACGUAGUUGGUUAGAUGAAAUUGAACUUAGAAAAUGGAAAAAUGAUAUCAGUCUACAGAGUAAAACUCAACAGGAGAAAGAAAGAAAAUCACUGAAGGAUAUACAACCAACUUAUUACUGAGGGAUAUUCAUAUAUUGAUUUAUUGAUUCAAUCAUUUUGUGAUAUACUACUGUCAAUAUUACUAUCAUUAUUAUUAUUAUUAAUACUUUUAUAUUAGGUUAAAUCUUAGAUGAUUGUUGUACAUUACAUGUAUUGAUCGAUGACUGG